Molecule: messenger RNA, 1853 nt
Organism: Hemiscyllium ocellatum (epaulette shark)
Lineage: Eukaryota; Metazoa; Chordata; Chondrichthyes; Orectolobiformes; Hemiscylliidae
Gene: rgs19
Product: regulator of G protein signaling 19
Exons: 5
Coding region: 123-719 (198 amino acids)
Source: RefSeq, a predicted model, not a curated record
GCCCUGGGUGUCGAUCUGACUUAUAAAAAAAAACGGAUGUGCUUGAGAAAACGAUACAGUAACACGCCGAAUUUUAAUGCAAAACUUGAACAAGAUCUGAAAAGAGCGAGAAGAAGCAGCAGAUGUCGCAGAAUGAGAGCUCCACCACAACGCAAUCUGCACGCAACCAUAGAUCAAAUACAUGCUGUUUCUGUUGGUGCUGUUGCUGCAGCUGCUCCUGGAAAGAUGAAGAUGAGCGAAGACGAAGAAUAUCUCACGAUGUCAAGUUGGAAACCAUACCAAAUUGCGAGCCAAGUACAAAACCAACAGCAGAAGAAGUGCGUUCAUGGGCUCAAUCCUUUGACAAGUUAAUGAAAACUCCUUCAGGCAGAAAUGUCUUCAGAGAAUUCUUACGAACUGAAUACAGUGAAGAAAAUAUGCUCUUUUGGCUAGCAUGUGAGGAUCUCAAAAAUGAAGCAAACAAAAGUGCUAUUGAGGAGAAAGCACGAAUGAUAUAUGAAGACUUUAUUUCAAUACUUUCUCCCAAAGAGGUUAGCCUUGAUUCACGGGUCCGUGAUGUUAUCAACAAAAAAAUGGCUGAACCAUCAACUCAAACAUUUGACGAUGCACAGCUUCAGAUUUAUACCUUAAUGCACAGAGACUCCUAUCCAAGGUUCCUGAACUCUUCUAUAUACAAGUCAUUGUUUCAGAGAUCAUCCAGCACAUCUUCAGAAUCCUAGAUAUUUAAUUGUACAUUACAGAAAAAAAAAUCAAUUUUUGUAUACGGUCAAAUUGUCUACUGAAGGUACAGGGUCAUCACCAAGAGAAAAAAGUUAAACUCAGGUUUAUUUUACUACUGAUUUCCUGUUGCCUAAUAACAUGCAAAAAGCACUAAAGGACUGGAUAUUAACAGCUUCAGAUUAACCUGUGUGAAACUCUAGUGAUGGCUUAAAUAAACAUAUUGGAUUUAGUCUGUAUGUUUUUGCAACAUUAGUCAAAAAUCCUAGUGCAGAGGGACAGGUUUUUGUAAACCUUACAUAAGUCAGAGUAUCAAGCACAUGAAAAUAAGAUCUGAAAACACACUGCUCCAUUCCAAUAAUUUCAGACCACAUUUGUUUGAGCUAUUUUACAUUGAAAAGAAACUCUUUCUGAUAGAGGCAUGAUCAUCUUUAUAUUAGAGCAAAACCAUGCGUGUUGCUUCAUUGAAGGCACAAAUAGAAUGUAUAAAAAUGUAACACGUGCAGUACUGUAUUUUAAUAACACCAAUGUUGCUGCUAUGGUUCCACCAGUUGUUAGUCGUCAUAAAUUGUCCUGUCCCAAAUUCAUUAAUCAAGAGCAGUGAAAUGAUACAUGAUUUUCCAUUUCAUUUUAUGUCUCAAAACAUUAAACUUCUGAAUUCAGCAGUAUGGACAAAAUAACACCAAACCUUCAACAGUUCUAGGCCAGUGUAAUAAAUUAUCUGAAUGUUGUAGGAAAUGCUUUCAUGAGAUGAUAGCCAGGUAAGUGUGAAUUUGUAUUAAAAGGGAACUAAGGUGUCCUUGUGAAUUACAUUGCCAAUCUGACUCCAGAACAAUGUAUAAGACAAAGUAACUUGCACCCCUUCAUUUUUCUUAAUGAUUGACAAUUUAAUAUGUUGCACAUCCUAAUUGUAUUGCAUUAGUAACUUGUACGAGGAGACUACUGAUAGCUGUCUGUUACAGCUGAAGAUGUUUUAUAUUUGUGACAUUUUCUUCUUAGCACAGGUAACCAGUAAUAAAGGGCUUUAAAUAUGUAAAGGCUUACCGACAAGAUGAAAAAUAACUCAAAUAUAUAGAAACAAAAAAUGUCCUCACUAUAAUUUUUGAAAUUAAUUGAAAAUGUUUUACAAGCACAGU